CCAAUUCUCAAUCCAAAAUUCCCAUGUCGGAUCCAACCCUUCCUUCGAACUCUCCGAACCAGCCUAUGUCCGACAGUCCAGCUUCCGACGGCGGCGACCCUAUUCAGGAGGACCCUCUUCUAAAAUCUGGCAGUUUCAUUGAACCAACUUUCAAAGAUGACCACCCAGCGCGAAACGGCGAUGUGCAAAGCCCUAAUCCCCUGCAUGAAGCUGAACCAUCCUCCGCACAAUCGAAGCGCCCUUUCAAACCUGUCUCUGCGCCGGAGAGGCCGGAUUGGCUGCCGGAAGGUUGGGGAUUUGAUUUCAGGAUCCGAAACUCCGGUGUCUCUGCAGGGACGUAUGAUAGGUACUACAUCGAUCCUGUUUCAAAUCGACGAUUUAGGUCAAAAAAGGAAGUGGAGCAUUACCUUGAGACAGGAAUGCUCAAACGACCAACUUUAGACACAGCAGGAAAUGUAAGCCUAAAACAAAUAUAAAUUUCUCAACUUUUG
Impatiens glandulifera is the source of this 491-nucleotide messenger RNA. RefSeq names its product methyl-CpG-binding domain-containing protein 5-like. The coding region runs from base 24 to 476 and encodes 150 amino acids. The record is from RefSeq and is a predicted model, not a curated record. The transcript is spliced from 2 exons. Gene Ontology annotation, molecular function: DNA binding. NCBI's taxonomy places the organism in Eukaryota, Viridiplantae, Streptophyta, Magnoliopsida, Ericales, Balsaminaceae.